AUGAAAUUUUUAAUUUGUUUGAUUUCAAUUUUUGGAAUAUUUAUUAAUGUUUCAAAUUCAUUAAAUUGUUUUGUAUGUGAUUCAAAAGAGGAUGAACAUUGUCCUGAAACAUGGACACGUAAAGAUAGACUACCUAUCGAAUGUGGUGGACCUGAUGGAGUACAAGACGCUCGAUUUUGUAUUAAGACAAUUGCUGUUUUUGGAGGUUUGAUUCGUUUUUUUUUGUAA
Messenger RNA from Rotaria sp. Silwood2, 228 nucleotides. The record is from the annotation of a GenBank genome assembly. Lineage: Eukaryota; Metazoa; Rotifera; Eurotatoria; Philodinida; Philodinidae.